Molecule: messenger RNA, 1259 nt
Organism: Serinus canaria (Common canary)
Lineage: Eukaryota; Metazoa; Chordata; Aves; Passeriformes; Fringillidae
Gene: MAD2L2
Product: mitotic arrest deficient 2 like 2
Exons: 9
Coding region: 130-822 (230 amino acids)
Cellular component (GO): zeta DNA polymerase complex
Source: RefSeq, a predicted model, not a curated record
GAAUGUGGAGAGGAAUCGGGGACAGGGGGAAUCCCGGGGGAGACUGGGGUGCAUGGUGCCGGAGGAGGUGGGGCUGGGAGGGGCAGAGGGGCUCUGGGCGUGCGGGGGUCACAGGAGGAGUGCAGGGCCAUGCCAGGGCAGCGUGCUGCGGGGGUGCACGGCGCUAUGGAGGAGGGUCUGUGGAAGAUGACCACUCUCACACGGCAGGACCUUAACUUUGGGCAAGUUGUUGCAGAUGUUCUUUCAGAAUUCCUGGAAGUGGCUGUUCACCUCAUCUUGUAUGUCAGAGAAGUUUACCCUAUUGGGAUCUUUCAGAAGAGGAAAAAAUACAAUGUACCUGUCCAGAUGUCCUGCCACCCUGAGCUGAACCAGUACAUCCAGGACACGCUGCACUGUGUGAAGCCUCUGCUGGAGAAGAACGAUGUGGAGAAAGUCGUGGUCGUAAUUCUGGAUAAAGAGCACCACCCCGUGGAGAGAUUUGUCUUUGAGAUCACCCAGCCACCUCUUCUUUCCAUUAGUUCUGAGUCCCUGCUGUCCCAUGUGGAGCAGUUACUGCGUGCCUUCAUCCUGAAAAUCAGCGUGUGUGAUGCUGUGCUGGACAACAACCCCCCAGGUUGCACCUUCACAGUUCUGGUUCACACACGGGAGGCUGCCACACGCAACAUGGAAAAGAUCCAGGUGAUAAAGGAUUUCCCUUGGAUCCUCGCUGAUGAGCAAGACGUGCACAUGCACGACCCCCGGCUCAUUCCCCUGAAAACCAUGACAUCUGACAUCUUAAAGAUGCAGCUCUAUGUAGAAGAGCGAGCUCACAAAGGCACCUGAUUUCAAAUCUUCCUCGCCUUCAAGCUUCAUCUGAUCUUCCAGUGGAGUAAGAUCUGUCACAAACUGUAUCUUGAUAACCAUCUCUUCAGCUGGCCUUCUGGGUGAAUGUAGAGCAGCUGCUGCCUCUUUAUUUCAAGUGCUCUUACCACUGUAUAAAGAACUGACUUGGAAUGGGGAGCCAGAGCCUGUUCCCAUCUUGACUUGUGUGAGAGUACAGGUGUUGAUACAGUGCAUCCCUGGGGAGUCAGUGCUUUAUUACCAGUCCAGUUCUCACCUGAAAAGGGCAGCUCCAGUGCACACAGGCAGUGAUAGACAGCUAGGAGCUGUCACACAAUCCAUGAGAGCAACACUGUGCUAAAGGGGAGUGAGGCCUUAUGUAGUGUCUGUCCACUGUGACCAUCCCAAGCAGUCUUCAAUAAAUACCAAGUUUUACCCCA